AAUUUUCUCUUUCCUUCCGAAUUCCCCCGCUUUUGGGAGGAAAUGAAAGUGAAAUUUUAUUAAAGAGUCUUUCCUUCCAAUUCCUCCCAUUUCCUUUCACUUAAUUUUUUUUUAAUGAACCAAACAUUGGAAAGUAAUAAAUUUCCUUCCAUUUCCUUUCCUUUCCUUCCAAAUUCCUUCUACCAAACAAACUGUAAAACAUGUAGGACUUGUCGAGUACGGAUUGGCGGAGGGGAGUUCAUAAUGUACUUGGGUACAAAUCAACUAAUAAAAAAAACAAUUUGAAGCCAAUGAAUGAGGAGUAGGCAGGGUAAAUAGUUCCGAUAUGAUACAUAAAUGAGGACAGAUCACAUGCUUUUGUACCAGCCAGCUUUAAACAGCCAAAUAACUAGUGCUCUAUCUCUUAAAAAAAAGGCUUUUAAAACCUGUCCUAUCAUAUUUGAAAACAAGUAUUAUCUGACCUACACUCUAUAAUUGCCUCCUACAUCCUUACUUUAGUUAAAAACUCCCUAAAAAAACAUACAGAGUAAAUAAACACAUCAGUAAAAAAAAAGAAAAAAAAGAAAGAAAAGAAAAGGAAGAUUCAAAUUCAAAAACGUAGAAAGUGGCCGCUCAAAAAGCCACAAACAUUCUAGGAAGUCAAUUAGUGGAUUAGUACUGAACUCAGCAACACCCAAAACAAAACAAAAAUCCCCAAUUUUCUUUGUCUUUCCAUCUUCAUCUUCUCUCUCCUACCAACAAUGGUGACAACCGCAGCAAAUUAUGAAGAAAAAAGAAAGCAAAGAUUGGAAGAAAACAAAAAAAGGAUGGAACAACUCAACCUCCAUAAACUUUCUCAAGCUCUCAAACCUUCCCCUACCAAAAACAUCAAACAAUCUCCUGCAAAGAAGAUAAAAUGCAGAUUAGAUGAUCUGGGUGUUCAUUUUCCGAUUCGAAGAUCGUCUCGAAUGGCUGAUAAACCUCCUCCUAACUACAAAGAGAAUGCAGUGGAGCCUUUUAGAGAAGGUCGAAGGGUUUUCAGCUACAAAAGAAGGGAUCUUUUGAAUCGAGUUUAUGCCUCAGAUGAGCACAGGUUAUACGCUAUUGAUAGAGCUGAAAAGUUGGAAUCAAGCUUAGGUUCUGAAUUUCCUGCCUUUGUUAAGCCAAUGCUUCAAUCUCAUGUUACUGGAGGGUUUUGGUUGAGUUUUCCUCUCCCAUUUUGCAAGACUUACCUUCCAGACGAAGAUGAAAUGUUCACUCUUAUUGAUGAAAGUGGAGAUGAAUGGCAGAGCAAGUAUCUUGCUAGAAAGAAUGGACUUAGUGGUGGGUGGAGAGGAUUCUCCAUUGAUCAUGAAUUAGUUGAUGGGGAUGCCCUUGUUUUCCAGCUCAUUGAACCAAGUAUCUUUAAGGUCUACAUUAUUCGCGUAAAUUCCUUGGAAGAAGAUGAAGAGGAGAGUAGUGAUGAGAAUGUUAAAGCUGCUGUAAGUGAGGGAAAGAAAGACAGCAGAAAAAAAUAGUAGCAGGCAAAAGAUUGCUGAUGAUGCUGUGGCUACUUCAAAUUCUUUUUGUUGAGUGCAUGAGGUCAUGGGUAUAUAAGGCUGUGAAGAGUAUUUAUCUUCCAUUUUGAGUUUAGAAAGUCUGUAACUCAUGUUGUAGCUGAGCGUAAGACUGAUAAUUUUGACUUGUGAAUAUGACACCAUUUAACCUACAUAUAUUCUACUUACUAUUGUUGCAAAA
Messenger RNA from Beta vulgaris subsp. vulgaris (sugar beet), 1716 nucleotides. Its product is annotated as B3 domain-containing protein At3g19184. The record is from RefSeq and is a predicted model, not a curated record. Gene Ontology annotation, molecular function: DNA binding. The transcript has 7 exons. NCBI's taxonomy places the organism in Eukaryota, Viridiplantae, Streptophyta, Magnoliopsida, Caryophyllales, Amaranthaceae. The coding region runs from base 741 to 1496 and encodes 251 amino acids.